CCGGGUCAAACUCGGUCCGGGCGUCACUUACCGUCUGCCUGCUCAGAGGAGCCAUCCACCCGUCGCAAUGACUGUCCGCGGUUGUAUGACCCUGCUCUUUAUUCUACUGUGCGGUAUUGUGCAUGCUGAUGAUCUGGUGACAUCACCAUUACCCGCAAUACAGCAGUUAAGCACAAGCCAAAUCAUCUCCAGCACUUCUUCUCCAACCACCUCCAAACACUCUUCAGCUGCCACUUCUGCCGCUGUGACUACGGAAUUUCCAACCACGCAUCACAAGACGACUAAUUCUACAACAGAGCCUCCAACUACCCCACAUCACAACACGACUAAUUCUACUACAGUGCCUCCAACUACCCCACAUCACAACACGACUAAUUCCACCACAGAAGCGCCAACUACCGCACACUCUAAUGCUACAACAGCUCCAACUCCUCCUCCGACCUCUCCUCCUGUCCCCAACCCAACUGUUGGAAACUACAGUGUCAAGUCAGACAAUGUCACAGUCUGUCUUUUGGCAAAGAUGGGCCUUCAGUUCAGUUUCAAAAUGAGUGAGAAUGCCAGCUUUCAGACUCUUAAUCUUGACCCGAGUCCUAAUGUAACGGAAGUGAGUGGAGCCUGUGGAAGUGGUGGCAAUGACUCUUCCCUUGUGCUGAAGUCGGAAGAAAUCACAGUUCAUUUCAUCUUCACAAAUGUUUCACAGAAGUUCCGUCUACAUGCUUUGAUGCUCUCUGUUAAUCUUGCAAAUGGAAAUGUUUUCAAUGCCUCCAAUAAUAAUUUGUCUCUGUGGGAGGCAUCUGUCGGAAGCUCCUACAUGUGCAAAAAAGAGCAGAGUUACAACAUCACUGACAAGCUUACCAUCAACACGUUUGAGCUACAAGUGCAGCCCUUCGCAGUCCAGAACAACAAGUUUAACACGGCCCAUGAAUGUUCAAUGGAUGACACCAGCCUCUUAAUCCCAAUCAUUGUUGGUGCCGCUCUGGCUGGUUUGAUUUUCAUUGUUGUGAUUGCAUACGUGAUUGGUCGACGAAGGACCUAUGUUGGAUAUCAAACACUGUAAUGCAACAAAAUCACAGAAUCAAAUCCUGGGUGUUUUAAGGGACACACAAGCCUGUUCCUGGACCAUUUUAAAUAUUGUGGGUUUUUGUGCAAUCUCAAUUGGCAAUUGACUCAUGGCCACGGGAGUCCAAAAACAUGUUUUGUCCUAAUGAGGUCUAUUAAUCCACCGACCCUUAAACUGCAACAUUGAAAAUCUAAAGAUACAGUGGCACUCCAGGACCAGAGCUUCCUAUUGUGAACUAAGUUUGUGUGUGCACCACAAAAUUUUGUGUUGUGAAGUAAGUGCAUGGUCUCUGUAUUUUGGCUUAAAGCUCCAUUUAUUUUAAUAAAUGCAAAUUACUUCUACAGUCACAGUACCUAGAUCAUGGUACUAGAUUGUGGGUUGUGGCCAAUUUAAAAUUUCAUCGCUCCAUAUCAGACCCUGCACUUGCUUCUCUUAGACAUUCCUUUCAUUUUAUUUAUUUUUUUGUCUAUUUUGUUAUAUUUAGCUCAUUUAAUUUGUGCCCAUCAAAUCUAUCAUUACUGUAUCCACAGCUUUAAACUGAAACUGCUUGCAGCGUUUGGGUUAAAUAUUAAAAGUAGUUCCAGAAACAAGUUGGUACUCUGCACUAUAGUGACUGGACAGCUAUCAUUUAUUGAAAUCAUCAAUAAAUUGAAAUGCAUCAUGUUGGUCGUCCUGUAUUCAGAGCAGCAUCUAAACAUGCUGGACGGCCCAUUCAAACAAUUGAAAUUCUAGAACAGGAAAACCAAUGCUUGAAUGUUUAAACCACAUGACAAGCAUUUUAAAAAUGCAGACCAUUGUAAUAAAUGUAGGCCUAUUUUUUUGAGUGACGCUUAGUUAAGCAUAAUACAAAGGAAUGCUAACUGGCAAUUAAAUGCUGUUACAAAAUAGUUUUGGUAAUGUUUGGUUACCCUUUAUUGGGGUUUGAAAAGGGACAAUUAAUUAUAAAUCAGCCAUCUUGUCAGCUACUCUUCACAAUUUUGACUUAUUUACAUCUAUUCUAGCCUGAAAGAUAAAUUCUUCUUUUUAUUAACUGAAUUGUAUUUGCUGCAAGAUUAAUUUUUGCACCUGUUUGAACCGUCUUUGGUAGUGGCUGUGGAUUCUUUUUUUUUUCUUUUUAUAUAUAUAUAAAAAAUAUAUUGUUACAUUAGAUAUGACUUGUAUUUUCAGUUGUUGAGCCUUUUCAGGAUAAGUUCUUUGCUUUCUCUUACGUAUUUAUGUUCUUUUCUCAUAUUAUGGCUCUCUAGGUUUCAUAGAUUUUCCCCCCCUUCAUUUUCUGGUGAAUUUUUCACUUUAUGCUCUUCUAAUUUAGUCUAUGCAGCACCCACGCAGAAUCUUUUGUAAAUGUGUGUUGUUUUUACUAUAGCCAGGACAAAUUAAACCUUUAAAACUGGUCACUGGUAUUUUUGUGCCUUGCUUAAUGCAGUUACUUUUGCUUGCCAUCCAAUUAGUUACAUCAAUAACUUAUCAAAUAAAGAUGGAUUUAUAUUUAAUUUUUUUUCCCCCUGAACAUACUUGUGUGACCGUUUUCUGCUUGCAGACUUGUGAAAAGGGAUUCCUUAUCUGACUGCCCUAAAUAUUUGAUGUGUUUCAUGAGAUUUGGUUGUUUUGUUUUGCAAUGGAAUAGUUUUAUUUUAAUGGACUUUUAGCUGCAAUAAAAGGAGAAAGACAGUUAUAUAUAACAAUAAAA
Molecule: messenger RNA, 2747 nt
Organism: Sinocyclocheilus anshuiensis
Lineage: Eukaryota; Metazoa; Chordata; Actinopteri; Cypriniformes; Cyprinidae
Gene: lamp2
Product: lysosomal-associated membrane protein 2
Exons: 6
Coding region: 68-1057 (329 amino acids)
Biological process (GO): cellular response to starvation; autophagosome maturation; protein targeting to lysosome involved in chaperone-mediated autophagy
Cellular component (GO): plasma membrane; autophagosome membrane; lysosomal membrane
Source: RefSeq, a predicted model, not a curated record